AGAGGGAGUGUGGGAGCCAGCAGAGCUGCAUUCUCCACUGGGGGAGGGGGGUUGCCCGCAGCUGCUCCACCCUCACUUUGUGUCAGCAGGUAGAGCAGAGCGGCAGUCCCCGGGGAAGGACGGCUCCGUGUCCUGGGAAGAGUCGGGGCGACAGGGUGGGAGGCAUCGCUUUCUAAAGGAUGUCGCUGAAUACGUGCAGAGCUGGAAGCGAGCCGCCCUGGUGUUAGGACCGCGGAGCAGCCACAUUAGCAAACAAAUGAAUGGGCAAGGGGAGAAGGUGCACUGAAUCUCCGAGACUGGGAAAGGAAUAAACUAAAUAGUGUGUGUGAGGGGGAGCACUCCAUUCCCUGAGGCCGGAGAGGCCCUGCUGUCAUGGAAGGGGGUUCGCGUUCUCCCCUCCCCUGGGGGUGAGCAGUGCCCGUCCCGCCGGAGCGCAGCAAGCCAUGGCUUUCCGGGACUAACAAGCCGCACUAUGGGUGCCCGCUGCUGGCUGCAGUAUGAAUAGAGCCCGGCUGCAGCUGGCAUCCCUCUGGCUGCUGCUCACGGUGACUCUCCAGGCGGUGGCUUCUGCCAUGGGCACCACGGAACGGGAGAUGGAUGUGAAGGCGCUGAUCAGGGUGACCCCGCUGCAGGCGGAGGAGAGCGGGGGAGUGGGACAAGGGAACCUGACUCUGGAAGGGCUGUUUGCCAGGGUGGCAGAGAUUAGCCCGGCGGAAGGAAGACUGCUUCAGUUUCACCCCCUGUCUCUGUGCAACACCAGUGAAGAUGACCAGACCAAGCCUGGCUUCAUUUCCAUUGUCAAACUGGAAACUCCUGAUCGUGAUACCCAGCCAUGCCUGUCCCUGGCCAACAAGGCCCGGCUGGCGGGGGAGAGAGGAGCUCAUGCUGUACUCUUUGAUAUUACCAACGACAGGGGUGCCCUACAGCAGUUGCAGCAGCCAGCUGGCAUUAACCAGCCUGUGGUACUGAUCUGGGGCCCUGAUGCUGAGAAGCUGAUGGAUGUUGUGAACAAAAACAAAGAGGCUCUGGUGAAGAUCGAGGUGCAGGAGCAGCCCAAGUGGCUUCAUCAUGACAUCUGGAUCCUGCUCACUGUGGCUGGCACGGUCAUGUUCUUUGUCUUGUAUGCAGUUGCCCGGUUACUCUGCAGGCAGCCCCCUCCACAGGACUCUAUACAACAGCAGACCCUUCUGGCCAUUAGCCGUCUGGGUACUAGAAGAUACCAGCAACGGAUGUUAAAAGACCAGCGUGCAAGUGGGGGUUGGGUAGAAACAGCCAGCACUAGCAGUUCUGUGCCAGUUUGUGCCAUCUGCCUGGAAGAGUUCACAGAUGGGCAGGAGUUGCGCAUUUUGCCCUGCUGCCAUGAGUACCAUUUGGGUUGUGUUGAUCCAUGGCUGAGACAGAAUCACACCUGCCCCCUCUGCAUGUAUGAUAUACUAGACAGUGGGACCCCACCCCGACCUCUGGCUCACAGAGCACCUUCACAGACGCAGCUAUGGGGCCGAUACCCAGGUUCUGCUCGUCUCAUGUCUCACCUGCCGCCCCAUGGAACACCGAUGGUCUUCCCUACCCCAAACAACAGUCUAUUCCUGCCAAGAGCUCCAUAUUAUCUGGACCAUACACAUCACUGGCAAAUGCCAGAGCAAAUGGCUAUGCAAAUGCGCACUCAUCGGCGAGGAGCAGAAGGUACACGAGAGUUGGGCAUCUCUCCAGGCUGCCAAGACUCCAGUGGCUACUUGCCUGAUGACCCAGGCAGUGAUAGUAGUUCAGGACCAUGCCAUGGCUCUUCCAGUGAGAACUGCACAGAUAUAAGCCUGCACUGUUUGCAUGGUACCUCUUCUUCCUCUGUACACAGCUCUCAGAGCAACCAGGAAGAUUCUUCCCCACCAGCACUUGCCUCUUAUCUGCUACCUCAGGGUGAACUCCCAGCACUGAACCCCCUUCUGUCUACACAGGCUUCUUAUGCUAGCCAUGUUCAUUUUCAUCAGCACCGUCAUCACCACUAUAGGCGAAACCAGCCUAGUAUGUCUCACUCUCAUCCCCACAGGUCCAAAAGGAGGACCAAGGUUUCUAGGGCAGAUCCCAGUUAUUACAGGGAGCACAGACAUACAACUGGAGCUAAUGGCGAGUUAAGAUCACUUAUGGUUCGCAGAGAGCCCAGACCUUCAUGUUCAAGAACUUGUUUUGACCCCAGGACUAAUAGGGAGCACCCAAGGCACCAACAGUCCAUGCCACAGGCUGCUUCAGUAGUGCAGGGCUCAAGUGAACCUGAUGUAGCCACCUCCCUUAGGGGCUCAAGAACCGACCCACCAAGUAGGACUUAUAGAAAGAAAAAAUCCUCUGCCCCUUCGCACCUCCCAUUGUUGUACAGUCCCCGACACUGCCACCCAGCUAACAGUGUUCAGAUGUCUGAAAGCAGCCACCCGAGAUGGGCAGAAGAGGUUCGACUUCUACAUUCCAGGGUGAACUCGCAUCGAGAAAAUACAGCAAUGAUGCACCUAUAUCAUCCACCUCAUCACAACCAAGGUGCCACGGAGGAGAUAGAAGCUGUGUGUGAGCAUGCAGUGUAACUGCAGGACAUACGAGCAUGUGUGGCAGGACCUAACAGUACUGGAUGCAGUAACAUGGGCCACAAAGCUCUCAAUGUUUUGUCUCCUUCCCCAACUUUCCAGGUCCCGCCAUGACCUCCCAGACUACAUUAGGCUUGGUUCCUGUCCCAGCAGACUUAUGCACCUGCUAAAAGGUCCCCAAACACAUAAUCGGAGCUUUGGCAUGGAGCCUACCUGUAAUGGGACCUCACACUUCAGAGAACUUUUCCUUGCCCCCCAAGAGUGGUGGUAGAAUCUCUGUGGAGCAUCUUAAGAGCAUUGCUGCCCAUGAUCUGCAAGCAGUUCUUCCUAUGCCAGCAGGAUAAUCAAGGCCUUCGUCUGAGAAAUAUCCUCUCUGAAUCCAUUCCACAUCCUCCCACGAAUGCCUUUGCUUGGAGAAUCAUUCCCGAUAGACCCCACCAUGGGCAUCACCUCAAUGAUGUUUUAUACAAGGGAGUCGCCGAGUUGGUUAUUCACUUCUUACAGUUUGAGUUUAUUUUGUUAAGCUAAAUUGCCAGCCUGGUGAUUCUUGCUCUUCACAAUUCCACACUACACUGGUACAUUGUUGUUUUCCUACCUGUAAUUUGCACUUCUUAAUCAUUCACUUUUGUAUACCGUCCUAUUAGGAAAGUCACACUGUGACUAUGAUCUUAACUCGUAUUGCUGCCUCUGUCCAGAAAGCUCUGGUAUGUGUAGUAUAAGGAACAGAGAAAGGCUUGUGGAACUUUAAAGGGCCAGUAACACCAAAAAUACCAUUGCUAUUGCUAUAGGUUGAGAGGUUCUAAUACACUUCAUGGCCAAAAGUAUCCAGACACUCAGUCUAAAAUGGCAUAUCCUCAGUUGGACACUUACUGCUGAGUUGUCUCUGAAAGCAGUCAGUGCAAGAACUAGCGGGAAGUUAGAUAUUAUUUUCUGGCAGUAGUUUGGGUUCUUUCCUGUUUCAGCACGAUAAUGCCCCAUGCACAAAGCAAGGUCUAUACAGAAUGGACUUGCUUAGAUGGGAGUGGAAGAACUUAACUGACCUGCCCAGAGUCCUGGCCCAACCAGACAUCAGUGGGAUGAAAUGCAAGCCAACUGUGAGCCAGGCUGUUAUAUUUUCCUUUUAAUACUCUUGGUUUGGGGGGGGAUUUUGGACAGGCAGGUGCCAGGAUGGUGAUAUAGUGUAUGUUUUAUAAACAAAAAAGUAAGCUAAGUGGUUGCUGAAGUAUAAAGGAUCUUGUGGGGGAAAACAAUUGCUUCAGUGCUAUUUAUUAUGGUUUAUUCAUAUAGUGCUUUACCGAGACUGUACCUCAUCCCUGCUCCACUUUAAGUUCCCUUCAUAAUCACCAUGUGUAUACUGAGCACAUAAAAAUAUAUCAUUCAGAAGUGAGUUACAUAUAAAUGCCAUAAUAAAUAGGAGGAGUAGCAAGAGCAUAUUAUAAAAGGUGGCAGCUACUAUUUCCACAGGGUAACGAAGAAUAUAAAGGGAAAGCACACUCUAAAAAUAUAUAUAUUUUUUAAUACAAACAAAAAUACAUAAAAACAUUGCAAACAAAUGCAAUAAAACCUCCACUGACAAUAGAUGAUAAUAGAAGUUUUAUUACAUUUGAUUUUAAUGUUUUAAUGCCACUUUAUUUCAGUGCAUAAUAUAUUAUCAGUGGUGUUAUUUCCCUCUAUAUUUGUAGUUACUUAUCACUUGGGCUCUUACACACAGCAUUUUGUCAGUUCCAAACACAACCCUUUAUUCUAUCAUCUAUAUGACACAUGUCAAGCACAAGAAAAUGCAGCAAAACUCAAAUGCCAUAAAACACAACUCUGAAUGCUCAUGAAUACAACUAGGAAUAACAUAAUGGAACCAAUUAGAUGAUGUGUUUAGGCGCACCCAAACCUGUGUUUCAAAUGCAUAAAAAAAAUGCCUGUAAGCCCCUAGGGACACUGGCUCAGAAUGCAAACCACUUACAGACCAUUCUCUGAUUGGAUCUGAACUCAGCACCUCAGGGUUAAGAUUUGGAUAUUCAUGUACCAUAGGUAUCCAAAACCUGAAUAUCCAAAUAUUUGGUCACUGCAACUUGUUUCUAGAAAGAAACAAAGAUUUAUGUGAUAAAUCUGUUAGGUUAGCAUUAACCUUUAGGCCAUUGUCACACACUAAAUUUGUAUCCCAAACAAUGCAUUCCCAGCAAUAACAUUAAUCAUUUGACUUUUUAAUAACACAGCAGAUUUGUGGGUGUUACUGGCUCUUUAACGUUGGACCCCAAAGGUUAUUCCAAUGACAAGAUGUUCUGCCUGUACCGGACUAAAGUCAGUACCGUGCCACACUGUCCUGUAAAGGGAUGACUGUUUACAACAGGAAAGUCACAGCAUUUAGUGGCUGCUGGGAGUUGGGGGUCCUGCGCAGCCCAUUGGGAACCCCUGUUUUACUGAUCAGCCUUGUACAGGCCUGAUAUGCCUGAAUCUAAUGUUUAAGCUCAAAAGAACCUAUAUUCCAGUUGCCUUUAUUUAGGUGCUAUGCCUACAAAACUGUGAAGCCUUUACAGUGUUUGCCAGCCUGUGUUUCCAAAGCUGUUGGUGGACUACUUUUCCCGGCAUUCUCCACCUCCACCAGAGAAGUUGGGUGUUGUAGUCCAGCAACAGCUGGAGAGACAAAGGCCGUGAAUUGCUAUUUUUUUUUUAUACAAAUAACCUUUCCUGUGCCUCACAUACCAACAUUAGAUUUUAAGCUAUUGUGCCUCUGUUCUUCCUUGUACAAAUUUGUAAAAAAAAUAUAUAUUUUUGUAUAUUUGUAAAGGUAUUAUAUUUAUGCAUAACAACGUUCUGUGAAGAACCAAUGAAGUCAGUUUUCCUAUGGAA
Xenopus tropicalis (tropical clawed frog) is the source of this 5411-nucleotide messenger RNA. RefSeq names its product ring finger protein 43 (gene rnf43). Gene Ontology annotation, cellular component: nuclear envelope; plasma membrane; endoplasmic reticulum membrane. Lineage: Eukaryota; Metazoa; Chordata; Amphibia; Anura; Pipidae. Gene Ontology annotation, molecular function: ubiquitin protein ligase activity. Gene Ontology annotation, biological process: protein ubiquitination; negative regulation of Wnt signaling pathway. The record is from RefSeq and is a predicted model, not a curated record. Bases 498 to 2567 code for a protein of 689 amino acids. The transcript has 10 exons.